UAAACGCACGUCUCCACGUUCUUUCAAACUCAUCACUUCCUCCAUUUUCUCUCAUCACUUACCAUUCUUCCGAUUCCUUGUUAUGAACUACAAACCUUUGACCUCGCCUAUCGCCGCCCCUCACCUCCGGUGACCGACACAAAGACGUUGAUCAGAAAUUGGUGGUUUGUUCUUUACUUAUAGAAGCAUUUGCCAAGCGAUUGAUUAUGUUGACGAAGAAGAAUAGCCGGAAAAACCAAGAAAAGAACAACAAGGGGAGAUUAACGGAGAAAGCUAUGUCGUUUCACGGUCAGUCUGGUGAAGAAAUGGUAGGAAAGCUAUGGAGGCCGAGAACGGUGCCGGAUUUGAUUUCCGGGACCGGUAGGGUUGCUCCGCCGGUAGAGAUGGUGCGUCCGAAGCUGACGAAGCUACUGCUUAAUGUGACGGUACAGAGAAGCUUAGGUCCAUUGCACGUUCUGAUUUCGCCGGAGUCAACCGUCAAUGACCUUGUCGCCGCCGCUCUACGGCAAUAUGCUAAAGAAGGAAGACGACCGAUCUUACUGUCACUUGAUCCUUCUGGUUUCGGCCUCCAUUACUCUCAAUUUAGCUUAGAAAGUUUGGAUCCAGAUGAAAAGUUAAUCGAGUUGGGUUCAAGGAAUUUCUUUCUCUGCCCUAAACAACCUGCCGCCGCCGCCGGAAACGGUGAUGACGAUGGUAGACUCCGAUUUGACUAUGCGACAUCUUCCACUUGCUCGACUGAAGCAGAUAAAUUAGUAGCGAAAAGUGGUGUAGGGUUGAUUAGCACGACCAUUUCAAGUUCUCAUGAAGAUAAGAAUGUUGAUGUUAGGCUUGUAAUUGUUGUAUAGUAGUGGAGUAAUUUCAUUUUAUUUAUAUAUAAGUUGUAUUAUAGUUAUGUGCUUAAAUUAUUUUUAAUUCACCUCGUUUUCUCAUUUUGGAAUAUUUAG
This is a messenger RNA of Lactuca virosa, 944 nucleotides long. The record is from the annotation of a GenBank genome assembly. Lineage: Eukaryota; Viridiplantae; Streptophyta; Magnoliopsida; Asterales; Asteraceae.